Molecule: messenger RNA, 1771 nt
Organism: Phycodurus eques (leafy seadragon)
Lineage: Eukaryota; Metazoa; Chordata; Actinopteri; Syngnathiformes; Syngnathidae
Product: centrosomal protein of 135 kDa-like
Exons: 12
Coding region: 896-1771 (291 amino acids)
Source: RefSeq, a predicted model, not a curated record
GAUAAUGUUUUUUGUUUAAGCGAUAACUUUUUUGGAUGAGUUAAGCCCUUACAAUGCCGCCUAAGCGCUGUGCCCCUACGAAAGCUUCCUCCGGGGCGCCCAAGAGGAAGAAGAAGAUGAUGACCAUCAGCGAAAAAGUGAAACGUUUAGAUAUGAUCAAAGAGGGCAGAAGUUGUGCAUCUGCGGCACGCCGUUAUGGCGUGAAUGAAUGAAGAAAGAGGAAGCAAACAUCUGCAAAACUGCUUCAAUAAGGAAGCGAAACGUGUGGUAAUGCCACAUAAUAAGAGACAGGGUUAUGUCCUUGGACGGGAAUUUUGAAGCAAAAGAAAAAACAAAGACAACAACUACCCAUCACCAUGUUUUUCUUCAAGGUAAAACCCCAGCUACACCAUCAGCGCCUCCAGCAGAAGAGUCUCCGAGUGAACCUAAAGCCUCUACGAGUCAAGCGUCACAGAGAUGCAGACCCAUGAAGUCAUACCCCCUCCUAACCAGCCUCCACCCAAAUCACCUGAUCACGGAGAUGACGGACUGCUACUGGCAGAUGGAAGGCUUCUCGGGCUGCAGGAUGACAUCACAAAAAUCAAAUCUGACCUGGAAAACGCCCACGGGUGUAUAACACUCUUACUUACCCAAGUGGCCGAGAGGGACAAAGAGAUCGAUAAUCUGAAUCAUGCACUUCAUGGACCUCGUGAUGUCGUCUCUUUGGAGGAUCAGAACAAAAGCAAUAAGAAACUGAUCGGCUUUCUUAACAUUCAGAUCGAGAGCCUGCAAGAGAGCAAGAAGAAGCUGGAGCAGAAGCUGAAGGGACUGCAGCACAAGUCCUCCGCCGAAGUGGCCGACCUGUCCAUGAAGAACAACAAACUGUGUCGUGACCUGAUGGAAAAAAAAAAUCAUCAUGAAGCAAACCAAGAUGGAUAAGAAACAAGUGCUGGAUAUCGCCUACCGGAACUUGUCCGCUUCCAAAGAAGUCAUUAUAAGUCAACAGGAAGUUAUUAAAGAUUUGGAAGAUAACCUUGUAAAAAUAAGAGCGGAACUUCCAGAGACGAGUUCAAGUAGCUUAAUCACAUUGGAUCGGCUUGUUGACCUGGAAAAUGCCGUCCAGAACCUGAAGCGGGAGAAACUUGAGCUGCGUUCACAGCUCCAGACGUUGAGAGACAGCAUGUGGGAUGCGGAGCGGCGGUGGGACUUUCAGCCUGCGGAGCGGCUUCAGAGUGCAGAGACGGCGGCGGCGUCACAGCGGAUGAAAGCAGCUUGCGCUUUAAGUCAACUGCAGGGAGCGCCAAAUAGCCGCGAGAGGGAGCCCACGGGCCUGCCAAAACAGCGGCACGACUCCCAAGAAUGCAUUGUCAGAGAGAACAUGAGGAUCCAAGAUGACCUGACCGCUAGGACGAGAGAGAAGCAAGCUGCACACGUUGGCAUGGAGGAAGUUCUGCGUGAGCGGGACGAGCUCAAACUGAGCAUGAACGCUUACAUCAAUGCAAUGUACAGGAUCGAUGACCUGCUGAGGACAAAGGAUCAGGAGAAUUUCGAGAUGGUGGAGCACUUGCAAGCGGCCCACGCUGAGCUGCAAAAGCGGGAGCGGGGGCUGCAGCAAUGGAAGGACCUCUUCAGUGCCAUUGGCGUGGAGCUGCGCAAAGCCCAGGAAGGGCAGGCGGCUCUCCUCGUCGACCUGGCCUGCGUCCGGGAGCUUUGCGCCAGACUGGACUCGGACAAGGAGCUCGCCGCGUGCGAGCUUACAUCCAAGAGCGUGGAGCUCGACACGAGCUGCUGA